AUGCCAGCCUCUCAACAAAACUUCAUUGACCCUUCUGGAAUGCCUAUCCCACUAGCGCAAUCGGAACUAUCACCGGCAGACAAUUGGCAGGGUCUGGCGGAUGCCAAGGAACGCAGAAAAAGGCAGAACCGAAUAAACCAACGACGACACCGCGAGGCCAAAAGAAAGAAGCAUGUAGCCAAACAAAUCACUUCUAUUACAGCCGGACAUUUAGGUCUGGUAGCGCAGACUGUCGACCUUCAAACUUCACACCAAUCACCAUCAAUUACAGAACUGGCAAUUCUGGAUGCAGCAUCCAUCCCCCAAUCCAACAAUCCAUACCCAAGUCCAGAGACUCCAUCCCGCACAGACCAGGACUUCUCCCCAGAGUCCCCACAAAUGAUGACCCUCUGGUUCACGAUGCCAUGUCCCAAAAAGCGAGCGGCAUUACUGGAGCAACUGGCUACAUACCACAAUAGCUACACCAUGAAUUGCCCCUUAUCCAACCACCUCCUCACGCUAACAAAAACGAAUGUCCACCGUGCCUUCGUGGCUAACAUGGCAUCUCUGGGAAUUACCUGGGAAUGGAUGGAAGAGGAUUCAAUAUCCCCAUUUAGCAUCCCCGGGCCAGCCGAGAAGUUACUACCGGUGCAGAAAAAUCUUCACCCGACAGCUCUUCAGCGAAGUACAGUGCAUCAUACUUGGAUUGAUCUGUUUCCUUGUCCUCUUAUGCGAGAUAAUCUAGUGAGGGCGGGGAAUGACUGGGACGAUGAAGAGCUAUGCACUGAUAUCAUGGGGUUUUGGAAUGGGAAUUCACCGGAUCCCCAUGGUCUAAUUGUUUGGGGGGAUCCUGCAGAGCUUUCGAAUUGGGAACUUCAACCGGGAUUCGUGAAGAAAUGGGGGUGGGUUAUACGGGGGUGUGAUGACAUUAUACACUCCACGAAUAAGUGGAGGGCAAAGAGAGGAGAGCGGCCACUAUUUUCGACGUCGUUUCUUUUAUCUGCUUAA
This is a messenger RNA of Penicillium odoratum, 987 nucleotides long. RefSeq names its product bZIP transcription factor. Lineage: Eukaryota; Fungi; Ascomycota; Eurotiomycetes; Eurotiales; Aspergillaceae. The record is from RefSeq and is a predicted model, not a curated record. Bases 1 to 987 code for a protein of 328 amino acids. The transcript is spliced from 2 exons.